UCCUGGUGCCAUUCCGGAGAUGUCGCACAAAGAUUUGCUGUGACCGUUGCGCGUUCAAUUUCUAUCUUCGACAACAACUUCGAAUGUAGGAAGAGGAGCUUUGUCUUUGUCUAUCGGCUGUUAUUUUUCCCUUGGUGCUUUGUUCGUCACGUGUUCGGGGCCCAUUGCUUGUUUGUUUGCAACUCGAACUUCCAAACCCAGCAAAUACAACUUCAAUGCGUCUUUAACAUCGAAUCUUCAUGCCGCGUGCCGUAUGUGGGGUUUCUCUGAUUCGAGUCUUCUGCUGCUGUUGCUAUACGGCAUCCUACAUAUAUCUUGCUUCCCGCAAAACCGAAUAACCAAAGACAUGGAAAUGAGCCAGCACAUAGACGCGCGCUUAUCCAAACUAUUGCCGAUUCGGUCCCAAACAAUCAUCCUUGUUAUCCUCCAUAGUUGCCGCCAUACCUCACAUAUGCAACUGCCAACUCCGCCUAGGGUCAGGAACGGAGCGUUUGCACUGCAGCCAGUCUUGUUUUCUGCUCCACUGUGUCACAGUGUCCGUUAUGUCAUCACAAUCCUCUGCGUUCUCUCGGAGAGUGGAUACAUCCGAAAGUGUACGCAUCCGAGAGAUUAUGCAGUAUCAAAUCCAAAGAAUCUCCGCCGGUCAUCUCAUCUGGUCCAACAGAGUGGCUCAUAAGGAUCACAUGGAGCAAAAUCGAUAGUCAAUUUUGGUUCCAUCGCCGAUGCAUCAUAUUUCUGCAAGGUACGCUAGCAAAAACCAGUAAGUGAUCGAUAUGUAUUUUGUACAUCUUUACUUGUUCGAUGUGGCAGAGCGUCUAGUGGCUUAUCCCCCUUU
This is a messenger RNA of Suillus bovinus, 835 nucleotides long. RefSeq lists its product as uncharacterized. NCBI's taxonomy places the organism in Eukaryota, Fungi, Basidiomycota, Agaricomycetes, Boletales, Suillaceae. The transcript has 2 exons. The record is from RefSeq and is a predicted model, not a curated record. The coding region runs from base 254 to 676 and encodes 140 amino acids.